CGCCGCCUGAACAUUGAUGAUCACCAUCAAUCGGAGAUCACCAUGCGGGACGCAAGACAAUCUUCUCGUACCCCGAUGAAGCAACGGCGAAUAAAUCUGGAAGGAGCAGGUGAGGUGACUUGCGAAGCGGAAGAGGAAAACCUGGAGUUUGCGAUCCUGCCCAGAGUCCAAUCCUUAGGCCCUCAUGCUACCACUCUUGCUAACCAUGGAGUUCAACUCUUACCUGACAGAAUCACGCUACAGUCCUCCACCAGCAGAAUAGCCAGUUCUGCAGUCCAGCUCGGUGAACAGCAAUGGACAAUCAUGACUGUGUACGCUCCAUCUGAUCCUGUAGAGCGAAGAGGCUUUUUGGAGGAGCUCCCGCACGUGGUACCCCCGGCGCAGAACAUUGUUCUAGCUGGGGACUUCAAUCUGGUGUUGCAACCUGGUCUUGACUCCCCUGCCCCAACUCCACGGAAGUUGGAUGCACAGAUGCUGCUCAGGUUUAUGGAACUCAACGAAUUCACAGAUGCCUACAGGAGCACUCAUCCCACAGUUCACGGUUAUACUUGGCACUCUUCACAAAGAACCGGAGAUGCUCCACCUCCCAAAAGACGCCUGGACCUCCUAUUAACUAAAGGGGCAGCAUGGGAAUCACUUACAACAGCAGAGGUCAUGAUCACACCGGGCUCGGAUCACAGACCAGUGGUGGCAGACUUUCUACUUGAAGGUCAGUUGCAGCGAGGCCCAGGUAUAUUCAGACUUAAUAUCGACCACCUCAACUCACCGGAGCUACUGCAGUGGGUUGCCAACCACUGGCAACAUUGGCAGUCCACCAGGGAUUGGUUUGACACCGAAGAAGAAUGGACAGCUGUAGGUUUCAGAAUCGUGACGCGGGCCCUGGAUGUCUUUUCGUGCAUUCAGGCAAGAGGGCGGAGGCAGCAAGAGGACGAGUGUCUGGCUCAUGUAAAGGAAGCGGAGGACAUGCUAGAGACAGGUACCAUCACAGAGCUCUACUGGCUUCACAGGCGUGACAGAUGGUUGUCGAAAUGGGACGACCUGCAGAUUGAACAGCAGAUCAGCUGGGCAAACAAGGCCAAAGAAAAAGGUAGUAUUACGGCUGAUCGAAUGAGUAAAGAGACCUUCCAGAGAAUCUAUCCCCGACAGACCCACACAAUGAUAAGAGAACUGCAGCAUCCUUUCCACGCGGAAGCUGACGUCGCAACAGAUUCAGAGGCCAUCGGGGACUACGCAAGACAAUAUUUUGAAGACAUCUUAACUUCGCGCAGACCUCCGGAUCAGUCUCUAGGACAACUGCGGGAAGAGAACGACCUGUGGAGCAACACAACAACGCAACUCUCCUCAGAAGCCAGGGAUCUACUGGAGCAGCCAAUCACAAUGCCUGAAUUAUGGGCGGCAACUAAAGCCAUGGCAAAGGGGAAGAGUCCUGGCUCAGAUGGGCUGCCUGUUGAGUUCUAUAUCGCGUCGUGGGAGCACGUGGGGCCAAUCCUUCUGAGACUAUUCAACAGAAUUGUGGAGGGAGGUACACUCACUGAGGAUAUGAAAUUUGGGGUUAUCACCUUGUUGUACAAGAAGGGAGACAAGCGCAACGUUCGUAACUGGAGGCCCAUUAGUCGCCUGAAUGUCUCAUACAAGAUCUUGGCCAAAGUACUUGCCAGAAGACUGGCGCCGUUCCUACCGAACCUCGUCCACACUGAUCAAGGAGCUUUUGUCCAAGGAAGCUCCAUCUUCGAGAAUGUUCUUGCGGCUAUGGGCGCCCUCGAGAUCAUUCAACGAGAAGACCGGCAGGUCAUGGUGGCCAUGCUCGAUCUUGAGAAGGCAUACGACCGGGUCAACUGGUCGUUAGUUCUCGCAACACUCCAGCACAUGAACUUUGGUCCAAAAUACUACAGAUGGGUGUCCGAAUUAUACACAGACUCGACGGCAGCGGUGCUUGUGAACGGCUUCGUCUCCCCGAUCUUUACUCUCACUCGCUCUCUGCGCCAGGGUUGCCCAUUGGCGUCCCUUCUGUUUGCCAUUCAGAUGGAGACACUACUCAACUCGUUAAGGGCGGCACCACAACUUCAAGGUUUGCAAGGUGACCAGUUGCUGACGGGCGCCAUUGCGGAUGACCUCCUGCUGGUAACAGAGGCAACUCCUGACUCUUUAGUGGCACCGAAGAGUAUCCUGGACUCAUACUCUCAGCUCUCUGAGGCGCAACCGCUGCAGCAAGCCCCUGGGCCCAUGCAGCCUAUGCAGUGGAUGCCCAAGAUCCCUCUACUGAGUCCUAAACCUUUUUCUGGAGACAGGAAGAAGGAUGAGGAUCUGGAUACCUGGGUAAGGACUGUGCCUACAUAUGUGAGGCAUAAGCUUACAAGGCCAGAGCAGAAAGUUGUAGUUGUUGCGUCCUUUUUAGAAGGAUCAGCAGCACGUUGGUUGAAUGGGUUCGUGCAGCAGCAGGGCUAUGGUCAAAAUUUCGAUGCAUGGGCACAGGCCCAGACAUUGGAACAGUUCGUACAGACUGUGUACAAGAGAUGGCAUGACCCUCAAGGGGCUCAGAAGGCCACCGGCGCGAUCAACAAUCUGUGUGCCAAGAAGUACAAGAAUGUUCGCGAAGUCACAGACACUGUAGAACGUCUGAUCGUAGUACCUGGUGUGCGCUUUGACGCUCAAGUACUCCUUACGGAUUAUUUGAGAUGUCUUCCAUCAGAAGUCAGGACGAAACUGGUGGAUGAAGCCUACAGAGACCAACACAGCUUUGCUACUUUCAGCAGGAAGGCCUUAGACAUAGAGGCAAAGCUGGGAUCCGCACAUCAGGUAUCACAUUAUGGUAGGAAGAGACUCCCCCAGGACUGGAAGAAGAAGGGUCAGUUGAUGUUCGUUGACCAUGAUGGUCAAACGACGGAGAUUGACGAUUUUCUAGAUCUUGGGGAGGUGACAGAGCAGGAUGGGGCCAGCGAGACUUCGGAUGGGGGAGUCGUGGCACCUAUCAAGGAAAAGGCUAGGGGGAUCGGGAAGAAGAAGGUAGUACGGUCCACGGGCGUGGUGGAAAGGGAGGUUGUACAUGCUAUAGAGGUUGUCCCAGGUAGCAAGGUGCCUAGAGGACGAAUCUAUAGGAUGUCUUCCGUGGAGUUAGAUGAGCUUCGCCGCCAGCUCAAGGAGCUCACAGAGAAGGGAUGGAUACGGCCUAGUACCUCCCCUUACGGCGCUCCAGUGCUAUUCGUACCAAAGAAGGGGGGUACCUUGAGGAUGUGCAUUGACUAUAGGGGUCUCAAUGCCAUCACUGUGAAGAACGCAGAGCCCCUACCCCGCAUCAACGACCGAUUGGAUAGAGUGCAGGGAUGCCGGUACUCUACUAAGAUAGCUUUAAAGUCCGGAUACCAUCAAAUUGCCAUUAGACCUGAGGACCAGCACAAAACCGCUUUUCAGACCAGGUACGGUCUGUACGAGUUUGUGGUGAUGCCCUUUGGCCUAUGCAAUGCACCUGGGACGUUCCAACACGCAAUGAACCGGAUCUUUCAUGAUUACUUGGACACGUUUAUCGUCGUGUACCUCGACGAUAUCCUUAUCUUUAGUAAGACUGCAGAGGAGCACGCUGAGCACUUGAAUACAGUGCUAGGUCUCCUAAGACAGCACCAGUACAAGAUUAACUUGGAGAAAUGCGAGUUCGGUCGCACCAAGAUCUUGCAUCUAGGUCAUGAAAUUUCAGCAGAUGGGUUGAGGCCGGAAGAUGCAAAGGUGGCCAGCAUACGUGACUGGCCUAGACCUUAGACCGUUACUGAGGUCAGAUUGUUUUUGGGGACGACAGGCUAUUAUCGUCCCUUCGUCAGAAACUAUAGUACGAUAGCCUCCCCAUUAA
Chara braunii is the source of this 3838-nucleotide messenger RNA. The record is from the annotation of a GenBank genome assembly. NCBI's taxonomy places the organism in Eukaryota, Viridiplantae, Streptophyta, Charophyceae, Charales, Characeae.